AUGAUACUAUACUUCAUAUUUGUAAAAUAUGGAGGCGAAGAUGACCAUAAUAUACGAGGUUUCGAGGAUACGCAUGUGAUGAUAUUCAUCGGUUUUGGUUUUCUGAUGACUUUCCUGAAAAAGUACUGCUACAGUGCACUUGGUUUUAAUUGGUUUCUGGCUGCUCUUGUCAUACAAUGGGCUCUGCUGUGUCAAUCCUUUUACCAUAUGAAGGACAACACGAUUUUUAUUACCAAGAAGUUAUUAUUAGAGGCGGACAUAAUGUCGGCGACUGUACUCAUUACCUUCGGUGCAGUGCUCGGAGUGGCCAGCGGACUUCAGCUACUUUUCAUUGCAAUCGUAGAGACAGCUGUCGCCUGUUUCAACUUUUGGCUUGUCGCUGAUGUGUUCAAGGCAGCUGACGUAGGGGGAUCAAUAGCGAUACACGCGUUUGGAGCCUAUUUUGGUCUCGGUGUGAGCCUACUGCUGAAGCCAAGAAAAACGAAAACUGAAAAUGCGGAAAACACAGCGACCGUUGACCUGAAUGGACCCAGUUAUACUUCGGAUGUGACUGCUAUGAUAGGAUCGAUAUUCCUGUGGAUCUAUUGGCCGUCUUUCAAUUCAGCUCUGACUAAUUCCAACAGUGAAUAUCAACGAGCAGUCGUUAAUACAUAUUUGUCGCUAGCAGCUGCUACUGUAACAACAUUCGUUUUAUCAUCAGCUGUGAGCAAGCAUCAUGGUAAACUGGAUAUGGUGCACGUACAAAAUUCGACCCUGGCUGGUGGAGUGGCAGUGGGUUCAGUUUGCAAUAUGCAUAUCACUGCAGGCGGUGCUAUUGCUAUUGGCAUAGGCGCUGGAUUGUUAAGUGUUCUUGGAUACAGAUAUUUGACACCAUUGCUAACACGUGUUGGAUUACCUGACACCUGCGGAGUUCACAACCUUCACGGAAUGCCGGGAGUAUAUUCAGGAAUUCUUACUGUACUCUUCGCAGCCCUGGCUACUAAAGAGCAAUAUGGUGUUGAACUUGGUGGUGUGUUUGAAGCUAUGAAAGAGGAUGGCAGUGCUCGAACAGCAGGAAGUCAGGCCUUGAACCAGUUUCUUGCAUUGCUCGUGACUCUAGCUAUCUCGUUGGUUUCCGGUGCUAUGACAGGGUAUAUCGCACGGGCGCCGGUGUUGGAGCCAUUAAAGGAUAACGAAGAAUACAAUGACGAAAUCAACUGGGAAUUGCCCUAA
Messenger RNA from Leptosia nina, 1212 nucleotides. The record is from the annotation of a GenBank genome assembly. Lineage: Eukaryota; Metazoa; Arthropoda; Insecta; Lepidoptera; Pieridae.